This is a messenger RNA of Rubroshorea leprosula, 1119 nucleotides long. The record is from the annotation of a GenBank genome assembly. Lineage: Eukaryota; Viridiplantae; Streptophyta; Magnoliopsida; Malvales; Dipterocarpaceae.
UAUGUCUUAAUUGAAAGCUUAUGAUGUGGAUUGGAAGUUGAGAAAAUUGUAACUAUAAUUUCUAGUGUUUCUUAUUUCUUAUCUUUCCUUUUGCUUUGCCUUUAGAAAUUAAAAUACAAGGCAGUUAUACUGGAGCGGUUCUUGGUCUUGCUUGGAACAAGGAGUACAGGAAUAUCCUGGCUAGUGCAAGUGCUGACAAACAAGUUGAAAUAUGGGAUGUGGCUGCUGGAAAAUGUGACAUUACUAUGGAACAUCAUCAGGACAAGGUGCAGGCAGCUGCCUUGAACCAUCAUCUGCCACAAGUUCUUCUUAGUGGUUCGUUUGAUCACUACAUUAUCAUGAAGGGCAGAAGGGUACCUUCUCAUUCUGGUUUUAGGUGGUCAGUCAUGGUUGAUCUUGAAAUCUUGGCAUGGGAUCCGCAUACUGAGCACUCAUUUGUGGUGUGUGCUUUUAACCUUGUAGCUUGGGUUAUUUUCUUAGUUCAAAUAUUCAAGACUCUUUUUUCACCAAUACAAAUAUUCAAGACUCGAGUUUCUUCAUUAUUAAAGAGAAAUAAAAGAAGAUUGCCUAUAAUACUAGGAUUAAAUAUUCCUAGUUUUGAUUCGGUGAGUUUUGAAGAUGGUUCGGUCAGAGGUUUUGAUAUCCGAGCUGCCAAGUCUGAUAAAUGUUCCGAGUCACAACUGAGUUUUACUCUCCAUGCACAUGACAAAGCUGUUUGCACUGUCUCGUAUGGUCCUGCAGCACCCAAUGUAAAACCAUCUCUUAUUCCUUGGCCAGACUAUUUAUCAUUGUAUUGUAAUAUUGUCCUUGAUUAUUCACAGCUUCUUGUAACUGAAUCAACAGAUAAAAUGGUAAAAAUUAAACUAUCUUCUGCUUCUCUCCCAAUGCUUGGCCAAGCUCUUAAUAAUGUAUGGGCAUUAAUUUGGAUGGUUUUGAUUUAAUGCAGGUAAAGCUUCGGGAUUUGUCAAACAACCAACCUUCAUGUGUCGCAUCCCAGAAUCCUAAAGCAGGAGCUGUCUAUUCUAUUUCCUUCUCAGGGGACAGUCCCUUUUGACUAGCCAUUGGUAGGGCGGGCAUGGUUUGGUUUUGGUUUAAUUGAAAUCAAUAUUUAAAUUUUUU